Molecule: messenger RNA, 2663 nt
Organism: Manduca sexta (tobacco hornworm)
Lineage: Eukaryota; Metazoa; Arthropoda; Insecta; Lepidoptera; Sphingidae
Product: protein app1
Biological process (GO): endocytosis; plasma membrane tubulation; actin cortical patch localization
Cellular component (GO): actin cortical patch
Molecular function (GO): protein binding; lipid binding
Source: RefSeq, a predicted model, not a curated record
CCUAACAUUCCGUUUUCGUUGUCAGUUUGUAAUGUAAUGUGUACGCAAAUAAAAAAUGUAUGUAAUGAUUGCGACGUAAAAAUUGUAGGCAUUUUGGUUUUUAUUAAAAUUGUAAUUUACAAAUCAAACGGUAAAUUGUUGUAAAGUGAAUAUCUAAUGUUAGGGCACUGUGAAAUAAAUCGUUAAAGUUAUUGAACAUUUAAAAUUUUUCUAAUACAGGAAUAUAACAGUCCAAAUUAUGAACUUAUUCAAACAAGGUAUGAAGGGUCCAACAAGACCAGCACCUGCUGUCCCAGGGAAUGCAGUUAAUCGGUAUUCUCCUGUAACUAACUGGGACAAUGAUCCAUUUGGUGCCGAUGUGUUUGAACCUUUGCCACAUCAACAAAAGAAGAAGCCUCCUCCGCCUAGACCUCCACCACCAAAAAUUAACUCCAGACAGCCUGACAUACCAGUCAAGCCCUCCCAUUUUAUCAGAAGACCUACAGUGCUAAGUUCUUUAUUGUCCCGUAAAACGAAACAAUCAAGCAACCAAAAUGUUAAUCAGCAACACACAAUACCUGAAUUUACUAGUGAUAUGGACACUAAAUUUGCAAAAUGUGAGCCAAAGAAUGUUCAAACUGGUGCUUUAAUAGAUUUAUCCUCUCCCCCAAGUUCCCCAACGUUUACCACAAGGUCCAGCAGCGAUGGACUCAGUGUGGAUAGCUUUGGUUCAGAUGCCACAACAUCAACAAACCAUCCAAAUGCACAUAAUGGGAAUGCUUCACAAGCUGAGAGUGGUUUUGAAGAUGACUUUGAUCUCUUUUUGAAUUCUAGAAAGAGUAGAGAGGAGACAGUCGAUGAUUUCACGGCUCUGGAUCCAUUUUCACCACAGACUAGUGUCACAAAACCUCCUAUAUUGAAAAAACCUUCACUUCUGAAGGAUCCAUUUGACCUGUCUAAUAUCAGCCAGCCUCAUGUUCCUUUGCUAAAAGGCCCCACAAUAAUCAGAGCAAAACCUGCGAGGCCAAAGCCUCCUGAUAGUGCUGCAAUUUUGAAGAAUACUUUUGGUGAUAGCUUCCCAGUGACCACAAUGACUGUUAACACAACAACACCAAUAAAGAAGGUCAGCAGUCUUGGAGAUAGUUUUGAAUCCAAACCAUUCAACUGGGAUGACGAGUGUUCUCCUGAAAGAGAGUGUUCGCCGCCCAUGCCGACUAUACCGCCUCCACCGCCGCCACUUGUGACAGAAGAGGAAGGCAUGAGUUGGCCAAGUGAUGAAGUGGAUACACGCUGCCCCAAUACCAAUGAUGAUGAGGAACCAUACGCGCUCGCGCUCUUCGACUAUUUUACUGACCAUCCUGAUGAUUUGUCGUUUACGGCCAAAGCCAAGAUCAAGUUGAUACGACGCGUGGACCACGAAUGGUUAUAUGGCAGCCUGAGGAACGGUCUUCAGGGGUUAUUCCCGUCGAACUACGUAGAGAUUAAGAUACCACUUCCAAACGAAUCGAUGCCAGCGCCGCCUCUGCUGGGCACAGCCGUCGCGCUGUACGACUUCGAGCCCGACCAGCCCGGGGACCUUCGCUUCCUCACCGGCGACACGAUACUGGUGCGAUACAAACUCAACGACGAAUGGUACUUCGGCGAGUGCAACGGUGCCAAGGGACAGUUUCCCGUUAACUACGUCAAAAUGGGAUAGUCAGCAUGGUAUCCCGACCAUGGUUGAGGUAUAUUUGUGAUAAAACUAAAGGAAGACUGACGUCGACCAUAUCACGAUGCCACUAUUUUAUAAACAGCUUUACAUCUAGCUUUUAAAUGAUGGCAAGAAUUAGUCUACUUGCUGGAAUUGAUAUUUUUUUUUGCUACACGAUAAGGUGGCGAUGUGGAACUCUUCCGAAAAACAGGUGUUUGUAAUCUUCCCUAAACAAAGUCUGUCGAGCCAUUGAUUAUGUACAAUUAUUGAAUGAUGUGCGUCCAUGAUUAGGCGCUAAUGUUGCCAUAAUAACAUAUUGUGUAAGUGUCCACUAACAUACUCUAGUUGCAAUUUUAAAGGAAUCGAUCCGAUUAAAAGGUGUAGUUGUGCGUGCUUCUCACGACCGAGCGAACGACUGAUUGUAUAUAGAGCUUGUAUAAACGUCCUUAAUAUAGAUUGUAAGUAUUACGAAGAUUUAUGUUCUGAUGUAACGGUUGUGUAAUAUAGUCUAUUCGAUCUGACCCUUAGCUCUAAUUUUGUCUAUGUCAUGUACAUUUAUUUGUAAAUCGUGGUAUCCAUAUACUUUCUGAUCAAAGUGUGGCAUACUUUGUAGGCAUGGUCCAAAUAGGUAUUCUUUAUCUGAUAUCGCGAAAUUACUUUUCAUUACGCUUAUUGUUUCCAUUAUCUUUGUCUAUAGAGAUGACAAUGAGUAACGUUUUAUUUAUUUAUGCCUUAUCUUUACAUUUUAUUGUGUUAAUUGUAUAUUUUCGAAUUAAUGCGACACGAAUGUUUACAAUAUCAACUUGCGUUUCGCGUUACACAUAUUGUACAUAACGAUUAUUUUCUUGAAUAGAUUGGUAUCUUAUUAGUUAUUGAGUUUGCUUUAUUUAUAAGAUCAUUAUUUGGUGGGACCAUAAUUUUAAGUGCCUUGAGUAAAUGUGCAUAUAAUGAAUUUAUUUAUAUAAUGAUAAAAUAAAAAAUAUUUCCAAAUGUA